GAGCAGUACUGAUAGUCCAGCAUUAUAAAAUGGACGCAAAAACGUCCCUCUUGCUCCUCAUAGUAUUCAUUUUAACAUUUGAGGAGACCGCGUGUAAAAGACAACAUAGAAAAAGUCGGAAACAAGCAUCGUAUUCUUCGCGGCAAAUUAUUAUAAAAUGCUGCGGCAAAAAAUCGUGCCUUAAUUUUAUUGGAAAAAAGAAAAACGUUCCAAAGGACAACUCCUCUGCCUUGGGAGAUCAUCCUUCAAUUGUGACAGACCCGAAACUUACAUCUGGAACUUCGAAUCCUGUAGAAGUUUGGCAAUCAGAAAACAACGAUGUUACUGACGCUUUGAAAAAUGAAGAACCAACCUCAACUAUGGCAAAGGAAAUCAAGAGUGGUCCAGAAACAACUCCUCAAACAUCAACCGUGGCUUCAAUUGCACUUUCAAGCAAAUCUUUCACCCAAAAUUCAAUGCUCUCAACAAUGGGAACUUCAUCUGCGCCUAAAAUGACAAACUCUGACGCUAAUCUCUCUACCAGAGUUCCUCUUAGUGAAAAUACAUUCGACAACAGCGGAAUAUCGUUUCCAUCUGAAAAUCUUACCGAAUCUGCAACAACUACUGACGGCCCAAACUUGUACACGACUACAGGUGCCACUUCACCAUCAUCUUCGAACUUUACCCUUGAGACUCAAAAUCCGACCACCCAGACAAAUUCUUUCGAAAAUAGCAACAUAUCUGUUUCCAACCUUGCUAUUCAAACUCGUACGCAAUCAAUUAUGGUGACCGAAGCAAUCACGACAGAUAUGAGUUUGGAAAACAUUACUGAUGAAGUUAUAGAAGAAACGCCACCAGAGAUUGUUAUCCUUAAGGACGAAUCUUACGUACCUUUGAUUGGCGAGUUUGGACCUGCAUAUCAACAGGCCUGCGUUAAAAAUGAGUCUCUUUUUGGAUCAGACGGGCAGCUGAUUGACGCAGAUAAUUAUGGAUCUUGGGAGACAACUUGCGGCAACCUUUAUCUCUUUGGCAGCACAGUGUUGAAUUGGGAUGACAAUUUUCGGAUGUGCUGUAGUUUGGGAAUGCUUCCACUGAUGGUUGAAAACGCGUGGAAACGAUCUUGCUUGCAAAAAUUCAUCGAUGGGCCAAACUGGAAACACAGUUCCAUGUACUGGACGACAGGGAAACGGAUGGAUAAAACUUCAUUUAUGUGGUAUGACAAGCGAGCGAAUUUCAGCUCAAAUAUGUGGGAAACGGGGCAACCAAACAACGUCAAUGGAUUAGAAAACUGCGUCAUGCUUCGAAUUUUCAAAUUUGAUAUAGACACCGUCAAGCUUAAUGAUGUGGAUUGUCAGAAACUUGCAGUCUUUUCAUGUGUAGGGCCAACCACACCUGCGCCAAAAUGCAGCUUUCCAACUUGCCCCCAGAUCAAAUGCACGAAAAACGAAUCUGCUUUUACAAACUUAGUGGAAAAUUCCGCUUCGUAUCUAACAGAGCCUAAGAAGUAUGGGCUAUGGGUUGAAAUCAAUUACAGGACAUUUAUGUUCAGUUUUGCAAAUGACUUACGUUCGUACAAAGAAGCCUUGAGAGCGUGCUGCGCAAUUGAUUUUUCACUGUUGAGUCUCCAUCAAGGAUACAAAUUCGACUCGAUUGGAGAAGCUUUCAAAAACCUAUCAAUCAAGGCAGGCAAAUUUUGGACUUCAGGAAGCGACGCUGGUUGUUCAGGACAGUUCGGUUUCUGCGCCACAAACAGAACUUUGAACUUGAACGAAACAAUCUGGAUGCCCAAUCAACCAGACAAUGCAACCAAAAAUGAGCAUUGCCUGGCAGUAAAUUCAAACAAUUUUAUGGCAGCAUUAAGCGACGAACCCUGUGACAAAAAAUUUCGAUACAUUUGUGAGGGUAGAGCAAGCAGAGGGACAAAAGCACUGGAACUGGAAUGUGCAUCAGCUUUUCAACUUACAGAAGCGGAAAUGGCUCUUGCGUUUUUAAAUCCAAAUGCCAGUGAAAAAUUCAGUUGUUUCAUAACUUGCUACAGUGAAAAUGCAAAUUUGUACCAAAAUGGCAAAAUGAAUGGACCCAAAAUUUUGCCAUUGAUUCCGGUCAUUGCAAAUGGAAACGACUCGGCUAUGAAAGAGUCGUAUGACACAAUUGGCCAAUGCAGUGAAUCAAGCAAGUCCCUAUCUGGCUGCAGCAGAGUUUCCAAUUUUGUUGCUUGCAAUCUGCAGAAAUCUCCAAAUCAAACAAUGAAACUUGCCGACGCUGUAGAAGUUACUAUAACCGAAAAGAAGUCCUGGUUGCCUCCACAGUCAGAGUCUCUAUGUCCCAAUCAUUAUCCCAAUGCUUUAAACGAAGCCUGCAGGGAUAUUUUUUAUUAUUACAUGAAUAAUCAAGCAAACUUCGCCCCAUAUAGACUUCUCUGUAGGGCCGUUUGUGGAAAGAAAUUUAUGUUGCUGACAAUUGCCUCUGCACCUAUGCUAACCACUCUGGCCCAAGCUAUGUCAGAGUGCGCCAAAUUUGGACUCCGACUCGCAACAAUCGAUACAAAGGCCAAAUUAGACUGCAUGAUUUCUAACAGCAUUUCUGUAGACUCUACAUACUCAGAAAACUCGGAUAAGUUCUUCGCAAUUGCUGCAAUCCAAAACAAGCCUCUUCUGGCCAAAAACUGUUUCUCAGACGUUCCUUUUGGAUUGGGGAGCUGGAUUGCAAACAACUUUACUGUCUCUGAUGGGCCGUUUAUUUUUGUGAAUUUUUUCAGUAAAUAUGCUUAUUCUGGGGGCGGUGGGAUCAAUCGUCUAAUUUGUGAAACAAUUUGAAUUUAUUCAUUACAAUGAUCUGCUAUAAUUAGAGAGUCAAUGAAAAUUUUGUGAAAUAUAAAACAUUAAAAAAAAAUAGGCUUAUAUAGUUGGAAUAAUUACAACUUUACUCAACCAAAACAAAAAUAACUAUCAGGGCAAAAAUACAGAAUGUAAAUUAAAAUUGAUUUUAA
Molecule: messenger RNA, 2968 nt
Organism: Neocloeon triangulifer
Lineage: Eukaryota; Metazoa; Arthropoda; Insecta; Ephemeroptera; Baetidae
Exons: 22
Coding region: 30-2795 (921 amino acids)
Molecular function (GO): odorant binding
Source: RefSeq, a predicted model, not a curated record